AUGGCAGAAAACAUUCUCAUGGUCUUCAAUGGUCAACUUGACCUGCGCAAUGCGUAUACAUACUCACUGCCUCAGAUCCAUAACUUUCUCGCGGAUGUCGUUAAUCAGCCUGCGUUCUAUGGUAUUUCAAUCAACCAGGUUUCGAAACUAGUGGCUAUUCGUGCGGAAAUUAUACGCUUGAGGUAA
This is a messenger RNA of Aspergillus pseudotamarii, 186 nucleotides long. RefSeq lists its product as uncharacterized. The coding region runs from base 1 to 186 and encodes 61 amino acids. NCBI's taxonomy places the organism in Eukaryota, Fungi, Ascomycota, Eurotiomycetes, Eurotiales, Aspergillaceae. The transcript is spliced from 2 exons. The record is from RefSeq and is a predicted model, not a curated record.